AUGAGCAUCAUUGACACGACAAAGGAUCUGGCGGCCUUGUUCGAGCAACAGGCACAGGCUACGCCAGAUGUCAUCGCAUUGGAGGACGAGAGCCGGACCCUCACUUAUGCGGAACUGGACAGCCUGACCUGGUCUUUGGCCGAUCGCCUUCGCCAGUAUGGAGUUGGCCGUGACGAUCUGGUGGGAGUGUUGAUGGGCCGGAGCGCAGACAAUGUCAUUGCUUCUCUGGCUGCUCUCCGAGCAGGAGGUGCCUUUCUUGUGCUGGAGCUCGCCUAUCCCACAAGUCUCCUCCACGAUGUCAUUGACGAUGCUAAGCCCACCGUCAUUAUAACGCAAAAAGCUCAUGCUGCCAGCAUCAAGCCGGGCGUUGCUACGAUUAUCAUCGAUCAGCCUGAACCAACCACCAAUGGACAUGCCGCUCCUGUCGUUGUUGAGACGAGAGAGCCUCUGCCUGCGAGUGAUGACUUGGAUCGCCUGGCGUUUGUGUCGUACUCGUCAGGCACAACCGGCAAGCCCAAGGGCAUUGCAAACCCUCACAUAGCACCUGUUCUCAGCUACGACUUGAGAUUCCGUACAAGUGAUCUCCAGCCAGGGGACCGUGUUGCCUGCAAUGUCUUCUUCGUCUGGGAAAUGCUACGCCCCUUGAUCCGAGGCGCCACAACAGUCGCCGUUCCCGAUAGUGCAAGCUACGAUCCCAUCGGGCUUGUCGAGUUUCUUUCUGCCAGACAUAUCACAGACACUCUCAUGACCCCCACUCUGCUGACCACCGUCCUCUCACGGCAUCCAAACCUUGGUGAGAAGCUUCCAGAGCUGAGGUCACUGUGGCUGAACGGCGAGGUGGUUACGACAGACCUUGUUCGUCGAGCUUGCAAUGCCCUCCCCAAUACUCGUCUUCUCAACGUCUACAGCGCCAGUGAGACUCACGAAAUAGCCGUGGGUGACAUCAAGACGUUUGUCGAUUACGAAACUCGCGUCUGUCCCGUCGGACCACCAGUAGACCCUGAGCACAUCUACAUCUUGGACGAGGCAGGAAACAGGCUCGACGCAGGCGUAAGCGGCGAGCUCUUUGUUGGUGGCGAUUUGCUAGCUAGAGAGUACCUAAACCUCCCUGAAACUACAGCCCUUGCUUUCCAAAUGGACCCCUUUGAGAAGAAGGAGGGCGCUCGAAUGUAUCGUACGGGAGACAUGGCGCGGAUGCUCCCGUCCGGCCUCCUCGAGAUCACCGGCCGAGUGGGCGGCAUGAUCAAGACUCGCGGCUACACCGUCCAACCGGGAGCCGUCGAAACGGCCAUUGUCAAGCACCUGGCCGUACGAGAUUGUGCCGUCGUCGCCCAUGGAGAAGGCCUGCAGAAGCAGCUCGUGGCUUACAUCGUCCCCGAUACUGAACAGGUCCCAGGUCGGACAAUUGUUGUCAUUGACGAGGCGGGCCACAGUCCGGUUGCUCGACGAGCACUCUCUGCGCAUCUUGCCCAUUACAUGAUCCCGCCUCUCUGGGUUGAGCUUAAGGAGCUGCCCACGCAUGCCGUCUCUGGCAAGACCAACCUCAAGGCUCUGCCACCCCCUCCGAGGCCGAAAACACCAGUACAAACAACAAAGACAGAGAGAAACGUCACCAUCAAGAUGGAUACGAUUAUCAAGAUAUGGGCUGCGGCUCUCAAUGUCCCCAUUUCGAUCAUCACACCCAAGCACGACUUCUUCGAUCUGGGCGGACACUCUCUGACUCUGGCCGAUCUCGCCAGCAGACUUACCAAAGCAUUUGGGUUCCCCGUUCCCCUGGGUCCAUUGGCAGGUAGUCCUACUCUAGAGGGCCACCUGGAGGCCGUCAAAGCUGCGCGUGAUGGCCACACCGAGGAGGUGCAGGCAGAUCUCCCAGCAGUUCUUCGAGCCGAUGCUGUGCUUCCGGAGGAUAUUCAAGCUAUCCCGGGUACACAAAUGCAGCGCCUCAGUGACGCCCAAACAAUCCUCCUCACUGGAUCCACUGGUUACCUUGGAGCUUUUCUUCUCAAAUACCUCAUCGAAUACACUUCGGCGACUAUCCUGUGCAUGGUGCGAUUCACAGAGCCUAAUGAAGACUGCCGUCCAGCCGGCACGGCGAGAAUCCGCAAGAACCUCAUCGACCUGGGCAUUUGGAGCGACUCUAUGCUAGAGCGUAUGGAGAUUGUCCCAGGAAACCUAGCCAGGAGCCGGUUGGGUCUGUCUCCAGAGGCUUUCGAAGAGCUUGCGUCUCGUCCACAAGUAAUUGUCCACGCUGCGGCCACUGUUAACUUGGUCUAUCCUUAUGCCGCCUUGAGAGCGGCCAACGUGGGUGGAACGAGAGAGAUUCUUCGCCUUGCCUCGCGUGGCGGUGCAACCCUUCAUCACAUCUCAACUAACGGCGUGCUGCCACCAUCAGUCGAGGGCUGGUCUGAGGAUGCCAUGACUGACUUUGACGACGUGCCCACCAAGCUUCAAGAUGGCUACGGCCAGACCAAAUGGGUUGCAGAGAAGCUCGUGGUUGAGGCAAACAAGAGAGGCAUCCCGGUCAAGAUUUACCGGCCCGGAACCAUCAGCGGCCACAGUGUCACCGGUGCUGCCAACACUUAUGAUCUCCUCAAUGCCCUCUUUAUCGAAUCACUCCAGCUUGGCCAGGCCCCUGACAUCGCCAACUGGGUAGUAGAAAUGACGCCUGUUGACUUUGUGAGCAACGCUAUCAUCGCGCUGGCUGACCACACCCAAGGAAACCAACUAGUGUACCAUCUUGGUGAUCCCAGCCCGAUCAAGGCCACUUCUCUUUUCGAUUCCCUCUCUGAGCUGGGAUACGAAACAGGCCGCCUCCCCUGGGACGACUGGGUAGAACUCUGGAAUGAGAAGCGAGGCUCUCGAGGGGGAGACGAACCCUUUACCGUCGAUAUCCUGCGUGGAGGAAUGCCCACCGUCGACUCGCUUCAGGGUGCCAUUGUUCUCAAGGACGGUGCUACGCAGCCAACACUGGAUUUGUACGGAAUUGAGCGGAUCAAGAUUAAUGCCGCCCUUCUCGAGACGUAUACACGGCACUUUUACGCCAGGGGAUGGCUUCCAAAGCCACCUCGUCGACUCAAGACCAACGGAGCAGCCUCCAGCGUCAAGAAGGGACGUCUGGCCGGAAAAGUCGCCAUUGUCACAGGAGCCUCUUCCGGAAUCGGAGCUGCUGUCGCCGCUGGUCUCGCCAUGGAGGGCGCAUCCGUGGCUCUUGCAGCACGACGCACCGAUGCUCUCGAGAGCAUCAAGGCCAAGAUUGUCAGCAGCAGCCGAGGCAAAGUCCUGAUCCACCAGACGGACGUUGCAAAGAAAGACCAGGUCGAUGCCCUCGUCCGCGAAACCACGGAAAGGCUUGGCCCUGUCGAUAUCAUUGUGUGCUGCGCCGGCGUCAUGUACUACACCAUGAUGGCCAAUGUCCAGACGGAUCAAUGGGAGCGCACUGUCGAUGUCAACUGCAAGGGCGUUUUGAACUGUCUCGCCGCCACUGUGCCCGGCAUGCUGGAGAGAAAGGCCGGUCAUGUCGUCGCCAUUUCUUCAGAUGCCGGCCGCAAAGUGUUCCCUGGACUCGGUGUGUACUCGGCCAGCAAGUUCUUUGUUGAGGCAACGCUGCAGAGCCUGCGCGUCGAGACGGCUGGAUCUGGUCUACGCGUGACUUCAAUUCAACCCGGCAACACUGCGACAGAUCUGCUCGGCAUGUCGACUGAUGCGGAGGCCGUCAAGAAGUAUGGCGAGCCGUCAGGAGCAAAGAUUCUGGAUCCAGAGGAUGUGGCGCGGUCGAUUGUAUAUGCUGUGUGCCAGCCGGAACAUGUUGCCGUCAAUGAGAUUCUUAUUGAACCUCGAGAUGAGCCCAUUUAA
Trichoderma virens Gv29-8 is the source of this 3852-nucleotide messenger RNA. Its product is annotated as non-ribosomal peptide synthetase. NCBI's taxonomy places the organism in Eukaryota, Fungi, Ascomycota, Sordariomycetes, Hypocreales, Hypocreaceae. The record is from RefSeq and is a predicted model, not a curated record. The transcript has a single exon. Bases 1 to 3852 code for a protein of 1283 amino acids.